This is a messenger RNA of Protopolystoma xenopodis, 234 nucleotides long. Lineage: Eukaryota; Metazoa; Platyhelminthes; Monogenea; Polystomatidea; Polystomatidae. The record is from the annotation of a GenBank genome assembly.
CUUCGCAAAUGGGCCUCAUGGCAUGUGCCUGCAUUUGCGUUGCAGUCUUCGGAUGGAGUCGCUGUCGGGUCUCCUUGCACCGAUCAAGAAGCCGAUAUUGCGGUUGAAGAAUUUCCAGUGCUUCAUCUGGCCUUGACCACCCGUGGUGCCAUUCUAGACCUCUUCAAGCGCUUGGAACUGGAGCAUGGCCAGAUAUUUGUAUGCACUUCAUCCUUAAAAAUGAGCCAAAUUUAG